Molecule: messenger RNA, 297 nt
Organism: Vicia faba (fava bean)
Lineage: Eukaryota; Viridiplantae; Streptophyta; Magnoliopsida; Fabales; Fabaceae
Source: the annotation of a GenBank genome assembly
AUGUUUUGGCUUAGCACAUUAUCAAGGUCUCGCCUUAUAGCGGCUACUGUGAUGUUUGGGAGAGCUUUGGAAGAAAUAUCAUAUGAUUUGGCAGUAAGAAGUGGCAGGAUUCCUAACACUGAUGCAGUAGAAGACAUGUGUUGCAAGCUACAUGGUACUGUCAAUUUGCAGCAUCUAUUACAAACUGAUGGAGAUAAGAUAUAUGGUGUUUGUUUUGAUGGUAAUGGUGUUGUGGAAAUUAAGAGAUUGGAUGAUUCUGGUGAGGAAGAGUCUAAGGUUGAAAAGAGAAAUAGUUAA